AUGUUUGCGAGGGACUUCUGCUGCUCCUGCUCGUUCCCUUGGACAUGGGAGGAGAACAAGCGGUUCGAGUUGUACUUGGCCAAGUUCCCGGACGACACGCCGGACCGGUGGCACACCAUGGCAAGCUUCAUGCAGGGAAGAACGCCGUUGGAGCUGAAGCUCUGGUACGAAAAACUCUUGCUCGACGUCGCCGAGAUUGAGUCCGGCCGAGUCGAGCCGCCGUGGCCACAGCGGGAAAGCAAUGAAGAAGACGAUGUUCUUGUUGAAGAGGCCUCGCCGACUUCUAGCACAGGAGCCAAGUCCGAGCCGGAGAGGAAGAAGGGAGUCCCUUGGACGGAAGAAGAACACAGGCUGUUUCUGAUUGGACUGGAGAAGUAUGGGAAGGGAGAUUGGCGAAGCAUUUCGCGAAAUGCAGUGAUCUCGAGGACGCCGACACAGGUGGCUAGCCACGCUCAGAAGUACUUCAUUCGCCAGGGUGCAUCAAAGAAGGAACGGAAGCGCGCGAGCAUUCACGACAUUACAACAGCGAAUCUUGAAGAACCAGCAAGAAUAACUACUGACCAAUCUAUGAUUCUUGGUGGCUGA
Messenger RNA from Nymphaea colorata (pocket water lily), 585 nucleotides. RefSeq names its product transcription factor DIVARICATA-like. The transcript has 4 exons. Gene Ontology annotation, molecular function: DNA binding. Lineage: Eukaryota; Viridiplantae; Streptophyta; Magnoliopsida; Nymphaeales; Nymphaeaceae. The coding region runs from base 1 to 585 and encodes 194 amino acids. The record is from RefSeq and is a predicted model, not a curated record.